This is a messenger RNA of Gossypium arboreum, 6393 nucleotides long. RefSeq lists its product as uncharacterized. The record is from RefSeq and is a predicted model, not a curated record. NCBI's taxonomy places the organism in Eukaryota, Viridiplantae, Streptophyta, Magnoliopsida, Malvales, Malvaceae. Gene Ontology annotation, molecular function: RNA-DNA hybrid ribonuclease activity; nucleic acid binding. Gene Ontology annotation, biological process: DNA integration.
AUGAGGGAUCAAAUGCUGGAAUCGCAAAAAAGUAUGAUGGAAGAGCUAACCCGACUACGGACUAGUAGGACAGAUAAAGGAAAGGGUCCUAUGACCAAUGUUGGAAAUAAUAAUGAAGACUCCCUUUACCCCCCUGGUUUUUAUCCAGUAAACGCUCAAGUGCAACAUGAAAGGCCAGCCGUUACUGAGGAUCCUCUCUACCCCCCUAGUUUCACUCCGAUGAAUACUCAAAUGCCACUCGAACCACACAUGCAAAGGCCGUCUGUGACAAUCAGGCCCCAACAACAACAGGCCGAUACCUCGAUGCCGAUGAACUAUCAGGCUGGUUCAGGUUCUAAUCCGGGGGAUAACCCGAUUAACCCUUGUGUCCCCGAUCUUAAUGAUGUAGUAGAAGCGGAAAAGACAAGGGUGGAGCUUCUGAAAGAACUCGAAGAGCGGUGUAGAUGGUUGGAAGAAAAAUUUAAAGAAAUAGAAAACACUGACUAUCGUGGUGGAAUUGAUGCUAAGGAGUUAAGUUUAGUUCCAAACUUGGUGCUUCCCCUCAAGUUCAAAACUCCAGAAUUUGAAAAAUACAAUGGAACUAGCUGUCCAGAGGCUCACAUCACUAUGUUUUGUCGAAGAAUGGCAGGAUACGUUCACAAUGAUCAACUGUUGAUCUACUGCUUUCAGGACAGUUUGGUCGGGUCUGCGGCCAAAUGGUACAACCAACUAAGCCGUGCUCAAAUUCAUUCGUAGAAAGACUUGGCACAAGCUUUCAUGAAGCAAUACGGCCACGUGACAGACAUAGCACCCGAUCGAAACACGUUACAAAAUAUGGAGAAGAAACAGAAUGAAAGUUUUAGGCAGUACGCCCAAAGAUGGAGAGAGGUGGCGACGCAAGUCCAACCACCUCUUCUGGAGAAAGAAACGACUAUGCUCUUUAUCAACACUCUGAAAGCUCCAUUUAUCAACCACAUGCUGGGAAGUGCUACUAAGAGCUUCUCAGACAUAGUAAUGUCAGGAGAGAUGAUAGAGAACGCGAUAAGAUGUGGGAAGAUUGAAGCAGGAGAAAAUACCAAGAAAUCAAUUCCGAGGAGAAAAGAAAACAAGGUGAAUAACACGAGUGUAUACAAUAAGAGUUAUAACAAGCCUGUCACUGUGAGCCAACUGAUGACGGUGACUAUCAGCCAUCAGGGUUCCGCGAGACAAGAGUCUAACUCAAGGCCUAACACAGAAAGAGUCCAGUUUACGCCUAUCCCAAUGUCCUACAAGGAAUUGUAUCAGAGCUUAUUUGAUGCCCAUGUGGUGUCACCUUUCUACUUGAAGCCUUUACAACCCCCGUUUCCAAAAUGGUACGACACAAACGCCCAAUGUGAGUACCACGCAGGAAUAACGGGGCACUCAAUUGAGAAUUGUACCGCGUUCAAAAAGUUAGUGGAAAACCUCAUCGAAAUGGGUGUCAUAAAGUUUGAUGACUCACCAGGUCCCAAUGUGGCAGGAAAUCCGUUACCCGACCAUACUAAUAAAGGGGUAAACACGAUAGUCGAAAGUGGGAGCAAAAGAAUCAAGAUGGAUGUAUCAGAGGUAAAAACCCCGCUUAAACGAGUUUGGGAGGAGAUGGUGGAAGAAGAGUGCAACAAGUUCAGGUCCAUAGUGCAAAAUCUGAUGGACAAUAAGGAGAUGGAAUUUUAUGAAGAAACCAGAGGAUCAGAGGAAGAAGAGGUGUACGCUACAGAGGAGGGAACAACAGAAGAGGUCCAAAGAGUUAAUUAUCCUGUAGUGAUCAUUUCGAGAUCCAAGAUCAAUGAAGCUGGAGUACAACUGGUGCCAAAAGUUAUAAUCCAAAAAUCGAUAUCCUUCCCAUACAAGGAUAGCAAAAAGGUUCCUUGGAAUUAUGACUGCAACGUGACAAUCCCCGGGGGGGAAAGCCCAGCAAGUGCUUCACAGGAAAACCAAGAUGUAGGUUUCUAUACACGCAGUGGGAAACGUUAUGAUCCUAUGAGUACAAAAAAUGAAACCGUUAAAGAAAAGGCCCUUACGGCUAAGCAAAGGAAGGAGAAGACGGUCAGGUUCGAAUCGCCAGUCAAUGAGUCGGUAACCGAGAAUGAAGCUAGGGAAUUUUUAAAAUUUUUAAAGCACAGUGAGUACAGCGUCGUUGAACAGCUACGUAAGCAACCAGCUCGCAUCUCAGUACUAGUCUUACUGCUGAGCUCGAAAACGCAUCGGAACGCGUUAAUGAAAGUAUUGAAUGAGACUUAUGUCGCGAAUGACAUAUCAGUUAACAAACUGGAUCAUCUGGUUAACAACAUCAGCACUGAUAAUUUUAUUUUCUUUAACGAUGAUGAAAUACCACCGGGAGGUAUAGGGUCUACAAAGGCUGUGCACAUUACCACACGUUGUAAGGGAUUCACAUUGCCGGGGGUAUUGAUUGAUAAUGGAUUGGCACUAAACAUCUUACCUCUAUCCACAUUAAAUAGGUUACCCGUAGAUAGUUCCCAUAUGAAAGCAUGUCAAAAUGUGGUGAGGGCGUUCGAUGGUACCAAAACGAAAGUAAUGGGAAGGAUUGAAAUACCCCUUUUAAUUGGCCCUAGCACGUACGAGAUAGACUUCUUGGUAAUGGACAUCAGGCCCUCUUACAAUUGCUUGUUGGGAAGGCCCUGGAUUCACUCAGCGGGGGCAGUGCCGUCAUCGUUACAUCAAAAGCUCAAAUUUAUAACUGAAGGUCGAUUGGUGGCGGUAAAUGCGGAAGAAGAUAUCAUUGCAUCCGUUACUAGUAAUGCACCGUAUGUGGGGACAAAUGAUAAAGCCAUAGAGUGUUCUUUUCGGUCGUUAGAAUUUGUAAAUGCGACCUUUGUUGUCGAAGGAAAGAAGUUCUCGACGCCCCGAAUCUCUAAAACAACAAGAAUAGGCCUACAACUGACGGUUGGGAAAGGAGAUUUGCCAGGGAAAGGGUUUGGAAGAAGCCUACAAGGGAGGGUUGAAGCACCUAUGCUCAUGGACAAACGAGACCGCUUUGGCUUAGGAUUCAAGCCAGAUGACUUUAAAAAUGACAGAGACUGUAACCUAUCCCCUGAUUUGUUAAGAAUGGUAGAACAAGAAGAGAAACAAAUUCUACCUCACAGAGAGUCAUUAGAAGUCGUGAAUUUGGGAGAUGAACUAGAAAAGAAAGAAGUAAAGAUCGGAGUUGGCAUUACCACGGAGACAAAGCGGGAGCUUAUUGAGUUACUCAAAGAGUUCAAGGAUGUCUUUGCAUGGUCGUAUCAAGAAAUGCCUGGGCUAAGUACUGAUAUCGUGGUACACAGGCUUCCCAUUAAAGAAGAAUGCAAGCCAGUUCAACAGAAACUCCGAAGGAUGAGGCCAAAUGUUUUGUUGAAAAUAAAAGAGGAAAUCAAGAAGCAAUUCGAUGCUGGUUUCUUACAAGUGGUUAAGUACUUAGAAUGGGUAGCCAAUAUCGUCCCUGUCCCUAAAAAAGAUGGAAAGGUACGAAUGUGUGUAGACUAUAGAGAUCUGAACAGAGCUAGCCCGAAGGAUAAUUUCCCAUUGCCUCAUAUUGACACUUUAGUGGAUAAUACGGCAUGUUACUCAUUGUUCUCCUUUAUGGAUGGUUUCUCAAGGUACAAUCAGAUCAAGAUGCAUCCCGAAGACAUGAGUAAAACCACAUUUGUGACCAUGUGGGGAACUUUUUGUUAUAAGGUGAUGCCUUUCGGAUUGAAGAAUGCGGGAGCAACAUAUCAGAGAGCCAUGGUAACCCUGUUCCAUGAUAUGAUGCACAAAGAAAUUGAAGUCUAUGUUGACGACAUGAUCGCUAAAUCCCAUAUAGAAGAAGAGCAUGUGCAAGUCUUGACGAAAUUAUUUUUGAGGUUGAAAAAGUUCCAACUGAAACUCAAUCCAGCAAAAUGUACCUUUGGGGCCAGGUCAGGGAAACUGCUAGGAUUCGUAGUCAAUGAAAAAGGGAUUGAGAUUAACCCAGAUAAAGUCAAAGCCAUACAAGAGUUACCUCUGCCACGUACUCAAAAAAAAGUUCGGGGAUUCUUAGGGAGACUAAAUUAUAUCGCUCGGCUUAUUUCACAACUAACCGAGAAAUGUGACCCCAUAUUUCGCCUCCUCAAGAAACAUAACCCUGGUGUUUGGGAUAUGGAGUGCCAUAAGACUUUUGACAAGGAUAAGCAAUAUUUGUCUAAUGCCCCAGUGCUGACACCACCUAGUCCAGAUAAACCACUGAUACUGUAUAUGACAGUAUUUGAAAAUUCUACAGGAUGUGUGCUCGGCCAACACGAUGGGUCAGGAAGGAAAGAAAGAGCGAUAUAUUACCUCAAUAAGAAGUUCACUGAAUGUGAGACGAGGUACUCGCCAAUUGAAAAUUUGUGUUGUGCCUUAAUUUGGACAACCCGACGACUGAGACAAUACAUGUUGUAUCACACAACUUGGCUGAUUUCUAAAUUGGAUCCUCUGAAGUACUUGAUGGAAUCAACUGCUUUGAACGAAAGAAUGGCCCGAUGGCAAAUUCUGCUUUCCGAAUUUGACAUCGUCUAUGUAAAUCAGAAAGCUGUAAAAGGGAGCGCAAUAGCAGAUUUUCUAGCCAAUAGAGCUCUAGAAGACUACGAGCCUCUGAACUUUGAUUUCCCAAAUGAAGAUCUGAUGUACGUAGCAACCACUAAAGAAGACCAUCAAGAAGGUCAUCCUUGGAAACUAAACUUCGAUGGAGCAUCAAAUGCUGUGGGUAAUGAAAUUGGGGCAGUUUUGGUAUCCCCAGACGGAGAUCAUUAUCCCUUCGCUAGUAAAUUAGAUUUUGACUGUACAAACAAUAUGGCAGAAUACGAAGCAUGCAUCAUGGGCAUCCAUGGAGCCAUAGAACGCGAGAUUAAAAUACUAGAAGUAUACGGAGAUUCUGCGCUAGUGAUUUAUCAACUCAAAGGUGAAUGGGAGACGAGAGAUCCCAAGUUGAUCAAUUACAGAAAUCUAGUCCUUGAAUUGAUUUAAGAAUUUGAUGAUAUCGUCUUCUACUAUCUCCCCCGAGAAGAAAAUCAGAUGGCCGACGCCCUAGCAACUCUAGCCUCUAUGAUCAAGGUGAACAAACAAGAAGAUAUGAAAUCGAUCCAAAUGAGUAUUUACGAGGCUCUAGCUUAUUGUUACAACCUUGAAGAAGAAGUAGAAAAUGAUGAUCAUCCUUGGUACCACGAUAUCCUGCGGUAUGUGAAGAAUCGUGAGUACCUCGACCAAGCUACUGAAAAAGAAAAAAGAAUGUUGAGAAGACUGGUCAGCGACUAUGUCUUGGACGAGGAGAUUCUAUACAAAAGAAGGAAGGAUCAAGUACUGUUAAGAUGUGUAGACGCUAUUGAGGCCAGGAAAAUCUUGGAAGAAGUUCAUGAGGGCGUCUGUGGAACACACGCUAACAGCUUUACAAUAGCUAGGAAAAUUAUGAGAUUUGGUUAUUAUUGGUCCACCAUGGAAGGAGACUGUAUUAACUAUGCCAAAAGAUGUCAUAAGUGCCAAAUCUAUGGGGACAAGAUUAACGUGCCUCCCUCACCUCUGCAUGUUAUGACUUCUCCAUGGCCUUUUUCGAUGUGGGGCAUGGAUGUGAUUGGGCCAAUUUCACCAAAAUCUUCAAAUAGACAUCGAUUCAUCUUUGUGGUUAUCGAUUAUUUCACCAAGUGGGUGGAGGCCGCUUCGUAUGCUAUUACAAAAUCAGCAGUUAGCAAGUUCCUAAAGAGAGAGAUUAUCUGUCGUUAUGGAACUCCAGAAAAGAUCAUAUCUGACAAUGCAUUGAAUUUGAACAACAGUACAAUAGCAGAGGUCUGCAGUCAGUUCAAGAUCAGACACCACAACUCGUCGCCGUAUCGCCCGAAAAUGAAUGGUGCAGUCGAAGCAGCCAAUAAGAAUAUCAAGAAGAUUGUAGGAAAGAUGACUGAAACUUACAAAGAUUGGCAUGAGAAAUUACCGUUCGCCCUCUAUGCUUAUCGAACAUCCAUCAGGACCUCUACUGGUGCAACUCCUUUCUCAUUAGUUUAUGGAAUGGAAAAGGUUUUAUCCAUCGAGGUUGAGAUUCCUUCUCUCAGAGUUUUGACAGAAGUAAAGCUAGAUGAGGUAGAGUGGAUCCAGUCUCGAUACGAUCAGUUGAAUUUGAUCGAAGAAAAGAGGCUAAAGGAAAUUCGUCAUGGUCAAAUGUACCAGAAAUGGAUGAUGCAAGCCUACAACAAGAAGGUUCGUCCCAGAGAAUUCCACGAAGGAGACCUGGUAUUAAAAAAGAUCUUGCCUAUACAAAAGGACUUCAGAGGAAAAUGGAUGCCAAAUUGGGAAGGACCUUAUGUGGUGAAGAAAGCUUUUUCUGGAGGAGCAUUGAUAUUGACUGAAAUGGAUGGCAAGACUUUGCCCAAUCCUGUGAAUUCAGACUCGAUCAAGAAAUACUUUGCCUAA